Messenger RNA from Carya illinoinensis, 2433 nucleotides. RefSeq lists its product as uncharacterized. The coding region runs from base 1234 to 2037 and encodes 267 amino acids. Gene Ontology annotation, biological process: protein ubiquitination. The record is from RefSeq and is a predicted model, not a curated record. Gene Ontology annotation, cellular component: membrane. Gene Ontology annotation, molecular function: zinc ion binding; ubiquitin-protein transferase activity. Lineage: Eukaryota; Viridiplantae; Streptophyta; Magnoliopsida; Fagales; Juglandaceae. The transcript is spliced from 9 exons.
GACACACUCAUAUGACCGAACCAAACAAACAAAAGAUGAGAUGGGAUCAUUAUACCGACGAAAAUCGAUUGACAAAAAUCAAAAUUGUACGAUAAUACACGACAAAUACGGGAGGUGAGAAGCGGUAAAAGUAACUACAGAGGAAUCGUGGCGGUGAUGGGUUUGGGCUUUCCGCCGUUAGAAUCUCUCUCACACCUUUGCCUCUACCUCCCAUUUUCCCCACUCGCAACGCACUAGAGAGAAUCAUUACAGAGAGAGAGAGAGAGAGAGAGUUUGUACUUUUGGAAUUGUGCGUACCUUUUUGAGUUCUUCAUAUUUUAUUAAGCAUUUCUACGAAGUAUUUGGGUUUUCUUUAGCGGGAUUGUUGUGGUUUUAUACCACAACACUCAAUCUCUUGCUUCGCCUAAUCAUAUGGGCGGAAGGAAGCAAGUGCUGCUUUCUUCGCUUGCAGAAUAUUCCAUUCCAAUUCUUGUAAACGUCUCUCAUUGUGUCCCUCGUCGAAUUUUCCUCAUAUUUAUUUAAUGUAUCUCUAUUCUCUACGCCAAUCAUUUUGGAGCUGUUUUGUUUUAAGCGUGCUCUUCUAUGCAUCAAGAUGACACCUUUUACAAACCGGCUCUCUUCCCCUUUCCCUAUAUGUCUGCAUUUGGAAGCUCUUGGAGUUUGUGUCUGGUAUGGGUUUCGCUGCCACCACGGUGUUUUCUGAAGUUAAACAUUGGGUUGAUUAUAUUCUUUUCGACAUUUCAGUGUGGUCCGUUAACCGUGUGACUUCUUUUCGACAUUGGGUUGAUUAUAUUCUUUUCGACAUUUGAAGUCGCAUCCCAUAUUUGGGUUUGCUUUCAUUUUCAUCUUUCGCUCUUUUUUUUCUUGAAAUCUUUGUCACUUCCGCUUCCUGUUGUUUUUAAAUUUUAAGCUCUCGAUUGAAAGCUUCAGCCUUCAGUAUUGCUCUUUUGACGGGUGACCACAAAUCCCUUUCUUGAUUUCUUCCAGUUAGUCUUCUGUACUCUGUGCUGUCUACUUGUAUGGGUUAUGAUUUCUGCCGUUACUAGUUGGGUUUUCGAUGUUCCGAACUCUGAUGGUUACCUGCUUUUUUUUUUCAAUUAAUUAGUGAUUCUAACUAUCGGACGGUUGCUGUGAAACUACAGGAAGUCUAAAGAUACUAAUGGGAAUCGAUGCUCUAAGUCUACGUUGUUUCAGUUCUAAAAUAUAGAACUAAUAAUUGAUUGGACCGACUGAAUGCCAAAUAAUGGGAAAAUGAUGGGGGAUCAUUUUGCGUUGCUGGUGGAUCGGUUACUCACUGAAUCUACUCUUGAAGCUGCUAUUGAGAGCAAAUACUGGGGGCAGCAAACCACGCCCUCAACAAGCAAAGAUCUGUUGAGUUCUGCCUAUAGGAUGGAUGUCGAUAGUAGUUUCUCACCAAGUAAAUUGGUAGAGUGUAGGAUCUGCCACGAUGAGGAUGAGGAGUCCAACAUGGAGACGCCUUGUUCUUGCUGUGGCAGCUUGAAGCAUGCACACCGCAUAUGUGUGCAAAGGUGGUGCAAUGCAAAGGGAGAUAACAUCUGUGAGAUUUGCCUCCAGCAAUAUAAGCCCGGUUAUACAGCACCUCCUCCCCUGUUUCACUAUGGUGGUAUUCCAAUUAACUUCAGCGGAAACUGGGAAAUGUCUAGAAGGGACCUGCACAACUCUCAAUUUAUACCAAUGGUUGCUACUGAUAGUGAAAUUUUAGACACUGAUGAAUAUUCAGCUCCCACUUCAAGAAGCCUGCUUUGCUGUCGAGUAGUUGCUAUAAUUUUUAUGGUUCUUCUGCUUUUACGUCAUACUCUACCAUUCAUAAUCAGUGGAGCUGGAGAAUACUCAUUGACAUUGUUGACGCUACUGAUGUUGAGGACCAUUGGGAUUCUUUUGCCCAUCUAUAUCAUGGUUAGAGCAUUCACUGCUAUCCAGCGUCGACGACAUCAUCAGGAUUCUCAUUCCAUUGCCACAUCAGAUGGGACAAACAACUUACCUCAGCAUCAAUCACGUUUUAUUCGAGUGCUGUAGUUGCUGUAGGUUCCUAUCAUGCUUGAAGAAAUCAGAAAGAACUCGUGAGAAGAAUGGCGGCCUUGUGGAAUGUGAUACGAGGGAAAUCAACAUUUUGUGGACUGUGAUAGUGAGGAACUCAACCUUCCGCUCCUCCAGAUUUGGAACCCAGGUUGAAACAAGUUGGGGCGGGAGAUGCUCAAAAUGAUAGGCUUAAUUGUGCCACUUUUUCCUGGAAGAAGCCUUCUAACCAAGUACACCUAUCAAGAUAUAUGAGAGCUAUGCAUACAAAGUAUAGUUAAAGGGAUAAUGAACUGCAUAUAUGAAUGCUACUUAAACAAAAUGGGCAAGCCAAAGUUAAUGUCGCAUACUAUGUUUGAUAGCAAAGAUGGCAAAUGCAUUCUAUAGUUAAUACUA